Solanum lycopersicum (tomato) is the source of this 804-nucleotide messenger RNA. RefSeq lists its product as uncharacterized. NCBI's taxonomy places the organism in Eukaryota, Viridiplantae, Streptophyta, Magnoliopsida, Solanales, Solanaceae. The record is from RefSeq and is a predicted model, not a curated record.
AUGGAAUCCAACAACCUACCUUUAAAUCCACCAUUCACUUUCAAUGGUGAAAAUUACCAAAUCUGGUCUGUGAAGAUGCAAGCUUUUUUGGAAACCUAUGAACUUUGGGAAAUUGUGACGGAAGAUAAACCUCUUGAUGCUUUACCAGCAAAUCCUACCUUGGAUCAGAUCAAAUUCAACAUCCAAGAGAAGGCAAAUAAAUCUAAAGCCAUGUUGCUUAUGCAGAAUGUUGUGGCAGAUACUGUGUUAUACAAAAUUCUGGCUUGCAAAACUGCAAAAGAGGCUUGGGAUAGGUUGAAAGAAGAAUAUCAAGGCAACAACAGAACAUGUCAAAUGCAAGUUUUGAACCUGAAAAGAGAACUUCUUGGUGAAGAAUUUACAGAUAAACGUAUUGUGGAGAAAGUUGUUAUGACUCUUCCUCAGAGAUUUGAAUCUAAGAUUACCUAUCUUGAAGAAUCCAAGGACCUGAGCAAACUUUCAUUAGGUGAACUAAUGAGUGCUCUACAAUCACAAAAACAAAGGAGGACUAUGAGACAGGAAACGUUCAUUGAAGGAGCUUUCUCUGUACAAAAGCAAAAAGGAAAGAAACAAUUCCACCAAAAGAAUAAGGGCAAGCAUGAUGGAGGAAACAAUAGUGGAGAUGUGAAGCAGAACUUGCCUCCUUGCAAACAUUGUAAAAGAAAUACACAUCUGGAGAAGUAUUGUUGGUCGAGAGUCAAUGAUAUAUGCGGCAACUGUAAGCAGAAGGGACACGUAUCCAAGGUCUUCAAAUCAAGAGCAAAGGACUGUGGUGCUUUGCAAUGA